AUGAGAUCACUUCAGCAUCUGACGGUUGUAGGUGUUAAUGUUUGCAUUACACAGAGGGAAGUCCGUGAGCAUGCUAUGCAUAUGCUUGGUCGUGAGACCAAGAAUGACCUUCUACCUCCCCCCCCUGACGGAACAGAAAUUGCACGGUUUGUGAUGGCAAAACAAGGUGGGCCAACUGCUGAGAACUUUCGACUGGAAUUUGGCAAAACACACCUUAGUCCCUGGAACAAGAAAGCAGCCAAAGUCUUUGCUCGGAGUUUUAUUGAAUCGGGCCUAUACACCAGUGAUGAUAAGAACGCUGUUGAGACAGCAUUCCGAAUCCACAUCAAAACUCUCUGCUUGCACUACCAGGCACAGGUCCGAACUGCCAAUGCAAUGCCCCCUACUCAACGAACUAUUGACAACCGCCAAGCUGCUGCUCGAAGGGCUCGCCGGAAAACUCUUCUUGACCAUCGUAUCACUGCAGCCUAUUGCCACGAGGACCUUGUCGGUUACAGAAAUAUCAUUCGCGACAUGGGACCAGAUGGCAUGAGUGGUGACGAGUCUGACACUCGUGAUGGCCUCAAGCGUUACGUCAUAUUUCUGGAUGAGUGGCGUAAUCCUGAAGUGGCCACAUGGAUUCGUGUAUUUGAUCGUGUCUUCAUGACUACUAAAUUCAACCAGGUAAAUCGACCUAAGCGUGGUAAUUGGCCUCGUAUUAGGGUCCCCACCACCCAGCGUAAUGCUAUACGUUCUGGUAACCCUGUGCCAGGCCUUCCACGCAACUUCUACAACGAAGAGUGGUUGAGUACAUUGGAUGUAGAUGAACUGGAAGCGCUCAAUGUUCAACAGCCCAUAAGCCUUGUUCAUUCUCAAGAGGUCCUCUGGUGA
This is a messenger RNA of Suillus clintonianus, 870 nucleotides long. RefSeq lists its product as uncharacterized. The transcript is spliced from 2 exons. The coding region runs from base 1 to 870 and encodes 289 amino acids. The record is from RefSeq and is a predicted model, not a curated record. NCBI's taxonomy places the organism in Eukaryota, Fungi, Basidiomycota, Agaricomycetes, Boletales, Suillaceae.